This is a messenger RNA of Aspergillus japonicus CBS 114.51, 1062 nucleotides long. RefSeq lists its product as uncharacterized. NCBI's taxonomy places the organism in Eukaryota, Fungi, Ascomycota, Eurotiomycetes, Eurotiales, Aspergillaceae. Bases 1 to 1062 code for a protein of 353 amino acids. Gene Ontology annotation, molecular function: protein binding. The record is from RefSeq and is a predicted model, not a curated record. The transcript has 2 exons.
AUGGACGACUUGAGCAACGACGAAUAUUGGUGGGGUAUAGCCAAAAGGGCAGCCGAGGAUAUGAAUCCGGUGGAAAGCUUGGAGGCUAUUGUGUUGGAGGACGAUCGCCAGUGGCGCUCCCUUGAGCUGGCUAGAUUGCCAGCGGAGAUGUUCCUCGAGUGCUUUGAGCAUAUGACGAAUCGAGAGCUAGCUAAUUUCAGCCAGACUUGCAAGUAUCUGUAUCUGAUGCUUCGUCCACUGCUCCGAAAGAAAGCCCGGCAGUUUGCACUGGCAACCCUGGGUGAGUACCGUAAGCUGCUCUGGAUCGAUCGAAACGGCCGAGCCCUCUACAAGGACUGGCAGACAGAUCUAUACCCUAUUCCCUUCCGUGAGCCCCUCUUCGAAGCGGCUGAAGCUGGAAAUUACUCUCUUGUUGAGGGUUAUUUACGCGCCGGCGUGAGUCCCAAUGCCUAUGGGCUGGAGGGCUGGCCCUUACUGCCCUGGGCCGCGCGCAAUGACCGGUUGGAGAUAGUGCAACUGUUGCUGAAUCAUCCUGACAUUGACGUCGGGCUCGUGCCCGGUGAGGAUCAAUUGUUCCCCGAGUGCAGCCCACUGCCAUUGGACAUUCUGUGCAACCACCACUACUGCUGGAGCUCCCAUUCACAGAGAGAGCUCAUCCUGGUAGACUCCGUCGUUCGCUCGCUCCUAUCCAAAGGGGCCACAUUCGGGCACUUCAACGCCUUCCAGUACAUCAGCGCCAGCCCGCAUCGACUCCGGUUCAUGCGGGCGGCGAUGGAGAAUGGCUCCGAUCUCCGCGCCGUGGCCAUCGACAUGCUGCAGCCGACCUGGUAUCGCCGCUUCCCCCUCGCAAGGCACGCCGCUUGUCAGCCUGACCCGCGAUACCUGGAAUUUGUCGUGCGCGCGGCUCCCGAGAUUCUGGGGAACAUCGGGAAGUCCGGUUGGCGGAAAAUCGGCGGAAGGCGGCGGCCGGAGGCUUUCAAGAGGAAGGAUUGGAAGAAGUUGCUGCUGUGGCUGCAGCGGGUCUACGAUCUUGUUCCUGGGAGGGACUUCGACCGCCUCUAG